CAAGCCUCGCUGCCUGCCUGCCCCCAGCUAUAUAACCGAGCGCGGAUUCUUCCCCUUCUCCUCGUGCCCCACGGAGCACACGACCCCAGCUGAACCAAGGCUACUCUCUCCGACGACGGGCCGGCGGCGCGCGGCAGAGAAGGGAUCGGCGGCCAUCGUAUCCGGGAUGUCUCGGUACGUGGAGAUGCUGGACAUGGGCGUGCGCAUCGCGGCGAGGUUCCACUCGCACUGCCCGCAGACGGCGCGGAUGUACUACAAGCCGCCGCAGAGCCAGGCGGCGUCGUCGUCGUCGGGCGCGGCCGAGGACGACGCCAGGGCCGGGAGCUCCGGCGGCCGCCGCGCGGCGCCCGUCCUGCGGCCCUUCGCGGCGGCCGCGGACCUCGGCGCCGGCGACCGGCCGGCGGGCCGUCAGUUUCACGACUUCGACACCGCGCAGGUCGUCGUGUACGAGGUCAUAUGAGGGAGGGAGGCUGCUAGAGGGCGAGGUCUCCGGCUUUCCGCAAGUGCUGCGAGAGGUUUCUUGCGAGAUGAUAAGAUCUUUGGAGAACGGAAAACAAUUUGUACAUGUGUAGUAGUCUAUUCUUUGAUUUGUAGCCUGUGUAGGAACACUCACUCAACACGGAAAAAAAAUCAUUCAUUGAACAAACA
Messenger RNA from Panicum hallii, 648 nucleotides. RefSeq lists its product as uncharacterized. The coding region runs from base 167 to 460 and encodes 97 amino acids. Lineage: Eukaryota; Viridiplantae; Streptophyta; Magnoliopsida; Poales; Poaceae. The transcript has a single exon. The record is from RefSeq and is a predicted model, not a curated record.